AUGGCUGAAACUGGGCAACCAAGACCGCUCACAGCCUUCGCUCCGCCGCCUCCUCUCUGGAAACACUUCACGCCGGACAACCUCAAAAGACUAGAGGAGAUCAAAAGAGAGGCCUCGAAGGGGGAAGAUGGCAAACCGCGAAAGAAGAAGUGGACUCCUGCUGAGUUGCGCGCUCUUCACCUUCCACCAGAGCUCCGUUUCCUUGUGCCCCCGGAGAUACCGAAGUCGGGACACUACAGCGUCUUUGGAGAAUUACAGAGUCUUUCUACGACCCUGCCAUCUUUGCAGGAGCAGGGUAUUGAACAGCUCUAUCCCUCAACGCCAACCGAGACGGACCCCGACAAGCCGUCGCAACCAUCUCGACCGUUCAACCAUGCAUACUAUCUUUUGAAAAUCAGCAAGUCUUUACUACUAAACUUCCUUGAAUUUGUCGGUAUCCUCUCGAUAGCCCCGGAGCAAUUCCAAUCGAAGGUAGAGGACCUGCGAAACCUCUUUAUCAACGCCCACCACCUUCUCAACCUCUAUCGACCGCACCAAGCGCGAGAGUCCCUGAUUAUGAUGAUGGAGGAGCAGCUCAGUCGGAGCCGAGAAGAAAUACAACAAAUGGAUAAGAUGCACGCCGAGAUUAACGGCUUCCUGGAGCAGCUGAAAGCUCAGGGAAUCGACAUAGAUUCUACGUCUAAGCCAGUCGAAAAUGAUAGGGCAAAGCGUAUUACUAGCGAACAGGACGCCAACAGCUCUCGACUAGUCUGGGACAUUCUGGACGGAACGGAUUGA
Molecule: messenger RNA, 777 nt
Organism: Aspergillus udagawae
Lineage: Eukaryota; Fungi; Ascomycota; Eurotiomycetes; Eurotiales; Aspergillaceae
Gene: med7
Product: mediator complex subunit MED7
Exons: 2
Coding region: 1-777 (258 amino acids)
Biological process (GO): regulation of transcription by RNA polymerase II
Cellular component (GO): core mediator complex; mediator complex
Molecular function (GO): transcription coregulator activity
Source: RefSeq, a predicted model, not a curated record